UUUUUCACAAAUUUUCACUCACCGGGAGAGACCACUAUACCGUUAGUUUCCUGUUCACGUGAGACGCACGUGAUCACAUUCCGUAUUUGAAUUUGGACCCGAGCGCCUUUUUCUCCAAUUCAGUUUAAUACAAACCCAACACGUCCGGAUUCAAAAUCUCGUUGUUCAAAUAUCCAAACGAAACGUAAACCCCUCUCGUUGUUCUGUUUCUGUUCCGUUCCGUUCCCUCUCCAACGACGCAGAGAAGAGAAUCCAUUUCUUCUCUUCAUUCUCUCUUUCUCUAUCUUCCCUCUCACACUGUUCCUCACUGCGUUCAUCUCACAGGUAAGCUCACACACCCAAUCCUCUUCCUCUUGAUUUCGCCAGCUUCGACGCCUCACGUUUUUCGCAUUCAUCACGAUGUUGAUUUUCGCGCUUAAAUUGAAUUCCAGGGUUUUCUAGUCAGGUUGAAUUAGGCAGAAAUGGAGAACGCAGAUUCAACGCAAUGCGUGCGAGUCGCUGUGAAUAUCCGCCCCUUGAUUAUGUCCGAGCUUCUUCUUGGCUGCACAGAUUGCAUUUCCGUUGUUCCCGGUGAACCUCAGGUGCAAAUAGGAUCGCAUUCUUUCACCUACGAUUACGUAUAUGGUAGUACGGGGCCACCUUCCUCUUCAAUAUACGAUGGAUGUGUAGCACCGCUUAUUGAUGCACUAUUCCAUGGCUAUAAUGCCACGGUUCUUGCAUAUGGUCAGACGGGCUCUGGGAAAACAUAUACUAUGGGCACCAAUUAUAAUGGAGAGGAAAGUAGUGGUGGAAUUAUACCCAGGGUAUUGGAAACGAUAUUCGACAGAGUUAAGGAUACGAAGGAUUCCACGGAAUUCUUGAUUAGAGUGUCAUUUAUUGAGAUAUUCAAGGAAGAGGUUUUUGAUUUGCUUGAUCCCAAUUCAUCUAGAGGGGAAGCAGCAUCUACAGCUAAGGUUGCUGCUGUGCCCACCAGAGUUCCCAUACAAAUCAGGGAAACAGUGAAUGGAGGAAUAACACUAGCUGGGGUGACAGAGGCCGAAGUUAAGACAAAAGAAGAAAUGGCAUCAUAUCUCUCAAGCGGUUCAAUGUCACGUGCCACUGGGAGUACAAAUAUGAAUAGUCAAUCAAGUCGUUCUCAUGCUAUAUUCACAAUCACGAUGGAUCAAAAGAAAGGCGAUGAUAUCUUAUGUGCCAAACUUCAUUUAGUGGAUCUAGCUGGUUCUGAAAGAGUGAAACGAACUGGUGCAGAUGGCCUGCGAUUAAAGGAAGGAAUUCAUAUCAACAAGGGUUUAUUAGCUCUUGGAAAUGUAAUAAGUGCACUGGGAGAUGAAAAAAAGCGAAAAGAAGGUGGUCAUGUGCCAUAUCGGGAUAGCAAAUUAACACGCCUACUACAGGAUUCUCUUGGAGGAAACAGCAAAACAGUGAUGAUAGCAUGUGUUAGUCCUGCGGACACAAACGCUGAGGAGACAUUGAACACUUUAAAGUAUGCAAACCGUGCUCGCAACAUUCAGAACAAGGCAACUAUUAAUCGAGAUCCAGUGGCAGCUCAAAUGCAGACAAUGCGAAAUCAGAUUGAGCAAUUGCAAGCUGAGCUUCUAUUUUAUAAAGGCGAUGCUAGCGGACCAUUUGAGGAGCUUCAGAUUCUUAAACACAAAAUAUCCUUACUCGAGGCAAGUAAUGCAGAGCUACGGCAGGAGCUUAAAAGUCGCCAAGUAACUUCAGAAAGUUUAGCACAGUGUGCUCUCGAUGCUCAGGUUGAAAAGGACCAACUGAUUUUAAAAAUAGAAUCAAUUCGAAAUGGGAAAUCAUGGGAUGAGGUUGACUCAGAUUCAAAUCAGGAUUAUGACCUACUGAAAUCUUAUGUGUCAAAGAUCCAAGGCCUGGAAGGAGAAUUGCUACGUUUGAAAACUUCAAAUGCCACAAAUUCAAGACAUUUUGUUGAUUGUGCUGAUUCCGAUGAUGAUGGAUAUGGAUCAAAACAUGCUUUGUUUGCACGUGGUAAUGGGUUUUCAUCUGAUUGUGAUGCAAAAGCUGUUGACAUAUCAGAUGAAAUGGAAGAUGAUGCGAAGGAGCUUGAACACUCAUCUCUUCAAGAAAAGUUGGAUAAAGAGCUCAAAGAAUUGGAUAUGAAACUUGAACAAAAGGAGGCUGAAAUGAAGCUGUACAAUAAUGCUGAUACUUCAGUUCUUAGGCAUCAUUAUGAAAAGAAACUUCUUGAGAUGGAACAGGAGAAGAAAAUUUUGCAGAAAGAAAUUGAGGAGCUCAAAUACAAUCUCGCAAAUAUUUCAUCCACCUCUGAUGACGGUGCUCAAAAGUUGAAGCAGGAUUAUCUUCAAAAGUUGAAUGCUCUUGAAGCACAGGUCUUUGAACUGAAGAAGAAACAAGAUGCUCAAGCUCAACUCAUGAAACAAAAACAAAAGAGUGAUGAGGCUGCCAAACGACUUCAGGAUGAGAUCCAGCGAAUCAAAGCUCAAAAGGUUCAUCUUCAAAAUAAGAUUAAGCAGGAAUCUGAACAAUUUAGGGUAUGGAAAGCUAAACGCGAAAAAGAAGUUCUCCAGCUUAAGAAAGAAGGGAGAAGGAAUGAAUAUGAGAUGCAUAAACUUUUAGCGUUGAAUCAGCGACAGAAGAUGGUACUGCAAAGGAAGACAGAAGAAGCUGCCUUGGCCACAAAAAGGCUGAAAGAACUUCUGGAAUCUCGAAGAGCUUCAUCUCGUGAAACUAUGGGUGUUGGAGGUGGGAAUGGUCCUGGAAUUCAGGCUUUGAUGAAGGCAAUUGAGCAUGAACUUGAAGUCACCGUCCGAGUGCACGAAGUACGUUCAGAAUAUGAUCGUCAAAUGGAAGUAAGGGCUAAAAUGGCUGAAGAGAUGACCAGGUUAAAGGAAGAAGCACAAAUGAUGAAGCAAAAUAACAGAAGUGAUUGUCCCACAUCAAUGUCUCCUGGUGCAAGAAAUUCUAGGAUUUUUGCCCUUGAAAAUAUGCUUUCGACUUCGUCCACGACACUAGUGUCUAUGGCAUCCCAUUUGUCAGAGGCAGAAGAGCAGGAACGGGUUUUCAGUGGUAAAGGACGUUGGAGCCAAGUCCGAUCCCUUGCUGAUGCCAAGAAUUUGAUGAAUUGUUUGUUCAAUAUUGCAUCUUCAUCCAGGUGUUUACUACGAGAUAAAGAAGUGAUUUGCAGAGAGAAGGACACGGAAAUUAGAGAUCUCAAAGAAAAAGUAGUAAGGCUAAGCUACUCACUUCGACAGUUGGAAACGAUAAAAUCUGAACUUACUCAGAAGUUGAAAUUGCAGAGUGCAGCUUUGAAAAGAUACUCAGAAGACGCGGGGGAUUCAGAAUAUUCUGAAUUGAAUUUUAGAGGUCACGAGUAUGAAUUACGCAAGCCGGAAUACCGCCGGUCUUUCCUACAAUUGGAGGACAUGGAUAUAUCUGAGACGGAAUCGGAUGAUCAUGAUUUGGAGGAGACAACAGAUGAUGAGUGGGAAGCAUCAGGAAAAUUAAGGGUUAGGAAAAGGAAAUCUAGAAGCAGACGUUCAGGCACGAAAAAUGAUCAGUUAAAUAUCAAUAAUGCAGAUGAUCGCAAAGAAAAUUCAAAAGAUGGGCAUGUCGAUGAAUCUGGGGAAACUGCAUCAGAUGUUUGCUGCUCUUGUAGCAAAAUCUCAUCAUGCAAGACAACAAAAUGCAAGUGCAAAGCUACGGGCAGCAGUUGUGGGAGUUCUUGCGGCUGCCUAGCAACCAAGUGUGGCAACAGAGCAUCAGAGGAGCCAACACAAUCGGGAAUGGUUCAAAGGACCGGAAAUAAUUCAAGUAUUGAAGAAACAGACAAACACCGCCUUCUUGCUACUCAAGGUGCAGAGUUACUUCAGGGAGCAUUGGUUGAUAGGCUUGCCGAGACAAACAGUGACCAAGAACCCAGAAAACCUCUCUCUGACAUAGGAAAUACACAGGAGAAAUCAAAUGCAAAGAACGGUAAUCAGAGAAAGAAAUCGCGAAAGUCAACCAUAAUUCUUGUUUCGAAUCCGCCACCUUCUUCGCAUCCAGAGAAUUCUGAAGUCCACAACAUAAACACCAAGAAAGAAAAUAACAUUAGUGAAACAAAUGUUGCUGUGAGUAAACCACGACAUAGAAGGUCCUCAUCUAGGCCGGAAAAUGCUGCCUCUGCACCCAGGGCAGAGGGUAAUUUCGUAGAACCAGAUAUACCUUCGAAAAUACCAAAGGCUGGUCGAAGGGCAGGCUCAUCCAAUGGUGGGGUGCCAUUGUGGGACAGGAAUGCUGGUAAAUCAGAUGAAUCUAUUAGUAAAGAACUCGAAGGUUUUGGAACGAGGAGUCCGCUAAGACAGAAAAGAACACUAGAUGAAAAAGAGAACAACAGACGCUAAUCAGAUACUCAUUUCUUACCCUUUUGUUGAUGUUUAUACCCAAGAAGGUCAAAGCUUCAAGACAAAUGCCCAGUACCUUGUAUUCUUAAGGUGAUUUUGUUGAAGAAAGAGGAUUUCAGAGGUGUACAGUGUGACUAUAAAUUUUUUCAUCAAAUUGAUUUUCGUUUUUCUGGCUUCAGCAGGUCGAAUAGAUUGAAAUUCGUCGGGCUUGAUUUUCUUGGUUCUUAUGCUUUGUUUAUUUAAAGCAGCCUGUACUCAAAUAGGUCUCAGAUGAAAGCCAAAAGUGGCUUUACCUCUUCGUGGUGAUCGAAACU
This is a messenger RNA of Abrus precatorius (Indian licorice), 4687 nucleotides long. RefSeq names its product kinesin-like protein KIN-4C. The coding region runs from base 462 to 4373 and encodes 1303 amino acids. The transcript has 26 exons. Gene Ontology annotation, biological process: mitotic spindle organization; microtubule-based movement. Gene Ontology annotation, molecular function: microtubule motor activity; ATP binding; microtubule binding. The record is from RefSeq and is a predicted model, not a curated record. NCBI's taxonomy places the organism in Eukaryota, Viridiplantae, Streptophyta, Magnoliopsida, Fabales, Fabaceae.